AUGGCCACCGUUUCUAGAAUGCCUGUUCCAGUCAGGCGCACCGACUCUGACGUUUCUCCCAAAACCAUUAUACCACCACAAGACUCACCUCGGGGUGAUACAAAGGCCGACUAUUUCCCAGACUCAAACACAGUCGAUGGAUCCAAUACUAGUGUUAGGGCCAGCGACGAUGAUUCCUCUGCGCACAAGUCGAGCAUCUCAUUUGCACCCGAUCCACGACCCGAUCGCAGCUCAAGCCGCGAGAGCAAUCAAAAGUCAACACAGAACCAAGACACGAUGGUCCAAAGGAAGUCCUCUACUGGCUCUGUUUCCUUUCGCCGAAUGACCAAUCCCAAAUUGCCACAGGGAAUGCCUCAGCAAAUGAGCAAUAGUCGCAUACGUGCAAGCUCUCCUGAUCAUAAAAGGUUCCAGAAACAUGUCGCAUUCGACAAUGUUCCAACCGGCGAACCGACCAAGAAUAAUGCCAUUUCGUUCACGCUCAAUGUUCGACACAUGGGAUACCAAGCUAGGCGCAGAUCCCGGUGCUUCAUGGUUGGAGUGGACGAGCAUGCUUACUCUGAUUAUGCCUUGCAGUGGUUGCUGGAAGAGCUUGUCGAUGACGGCGACGAAGUUGUGUGCGUACGCGUAGUCGAGAAGGACAUGCGUUACUCGAAUAGGGAAUACCGGGAAGAUGCUCAAAAGGUCAUGCGGGGCAUUCUUGACCGUAAUGGCAAUAACAGGGCCAUCAACAUUGUUCUGGAAUACGCCGUUGGCAAAUUGCAUACAACCUUCCAAGUUCUGAUCCAGAUGUACCAGCCUGCAAUGCUCAUUGUGGGAACCAGGGGACGUACGCUUGGUGGUCUACAAGGGCUCGUCAACACGCGCAAUUCAUUUUCCAAGUACUGCCUCCAAUACUCACCUGUGCCUGUGGUUGUGGUUCGGCCUACAGAGAAGCGCGUUAAGAAAAAGUCUAAGAGGGCCAACGACUCUUCACGACAGACUUAUGUGAGCAUGCUGGCCGCGACUUCUGGAAAGCACGAAGCCGAUAGUGAGGCAAGCAGCACUUACGAACUCGAGAUUCAAAACUCUCCAGAUGAAGAAGCUCAUCAAGUCGCACGCGCCUUGGGGUUGCCUGCAUCUUUUGAUCCUACGAUCAAGCCAUUCAACCAUGGCCAGGCGCUUAACGUCAAAUCACAAGGCCCUGCCACUGCCAGCUCACCCGGGGAGGCGACAGAGAACCGGCGAUUGGUCAAGGAUGAUGCCAGUGCUGCUGGAGAAAGCGAUGAUGAUGAUGAUGACGACGAAAGCGACAACGACUCUGGGGAAUUUGAGGUUGUUAGUGGGCAACAAGCUCUGGAUCAGGAGAAGCUGAAACAGCUCCACAAGAUGGAGGUCGGUGAAGCAGAGGCGUUGAAGAAGAAGGUGGACGACGAUUUAGACGAUGAAGACGACACCCCGUCGGCCCAGAAAGGGACAGACAAUAAGCAGGGUGUAAGUGGGGAUGAAGGUCUCGAAUACGCCGACAAAGAUUCACACCAGCAAGUCAAGCAAUCAACUACUCAGCCUCCUCGGGAGAGGGUCUCCAGGAUACCCAUUUUGUGUAACUCCCCCCGCGUUACGCCAAACAGGUUCGAAGACGCAGGAAAGGUUAGCCAGCUGUCGAGAAUUGAUAAGGAUGGAAUCGAAUUGCAGCAGGUAGACGGUUGCCAAGACCACGCGACCGGUCCUCCUGAGAGUAACCGGUUACGAGAUAUCGAUUCUCCCGAGCACAGUCCUGAAAUGGACAGAGGUCUUAUGGAAUCGGAGACGGCGAGUGGUGUGAUAAAGGACUUUGACGUUGAAGAUGGGGUCAUAGAUGAAUCUUCCGGUGAGAAUAACGAUACAACGAACAACUCACUGGGAAAUGAGAAUCGUCUUUCAGCAUACACGCCGGUAUGGGAACAAAGGUCCAGCAUGGAUUUGGAGGCACAAGAUCAACCUGGCCGCGUACCUAGAGGUGGAAGUGGAGGUGAAUGGAACAAUGAAAACAACGCCAAUGGCAAUGCUGAUGGCGAUAGGUCGAUGAGCCUCGCAGCAUGCACCUGCGAUGGAUUUUUGGAAGUCAUAGUUAAUUGUAUCCUAGAAUGUUUCGGAUUUUUCUGA
Messenger RNA from Fusarium poae, 2121 nucleotides. RefSeq lists its product as uncharacterized. The transcript is spliced from 5 exons. NCBI's taxonomy places the organism in Eukaryota, Fungi, Ascomycota, Sordariomycetes, Hypocreales, Nectriaceae. The record is from RefSeq and is a predicted model, not a curated record. Bases 1 to 2121 code for a protein of 706 amino acids.